AUGUGCUGCUUUUGUUUUUCUAGAGAUGAUACUCCUCAUGUCCCGAAUGAGAAGCUUGGAGAAGAAAAGGUUCUGCACAUAAUAGAAAAUCUGACUUCUCUGAUAAAAGAGACAUUUCCAGAUACUAAAGUCUACGCGGCGAUGGGCAAUCAUGAUUUCCACCCCAAAAAUCAGUUUCCAGGGAAGGAGCACAGGAUCUAUAACCGAACAGCUGAACUGUGGCAUCCCUGGCUGAAUAAUGCUUCCGUUCCUCUUUUCAGAGCAGGAGCUUUCUACACUGAGAAGCUGCCCAGCCCAAGUUCAAGGGGACGAAUGGUUGUCCUCAAUACCAAUCUGUACUAUGACCAGAAUGACGAGACAGCUGGUGAGGAAGAUCCUGGAGGGCAGUUCCAGUGGCUGGAAGAAACACUGAUCAAUGCCUCUCGAGCAGAUGAAAUGGUCUACAUCGUGGGGCACAUCCCUCCAGGCUUCUUUGAGAAGAAACGAGGCAAGCCCUGGUUCCGGAGUGGCUUUAAUGAACGAUACUUGAAAAUCGUGCAGAAGCACCACAGAGUGAUUGCUGCCCAGUUUUUUGGGCACCAUCACACGGACAGCUUUCGAAUGUUUUACAGCGGUACAGGUUCUCCAAUCAAUGUCAUGUUCCUGGCCCCUGGAGUGACUCCCUGGAAAACAACAUUACCUGGAGUGAACAAUGGAGCCAACAACCCUGGGAUUCGGGUGAUCGACUAUGAUCCAGACACCCUUCAAGUGUUGGAUAUGGUUACUUACUACUUGAACCUAACUCAUGCCAACAUCAUGGCCUCAACAUGGGAGGGAGAGUUCCCGACAUGGGAGGAGGAGUAUAGGCUGACAAAAGCCUUCCAAGUCCCGGAUGGCUCUGUACGCUCCAUGCAAACAGUGCUGGAGAGGAUAUCCAAGGAUCCGCACUAUCUGCAGCAGUACUACGAGUUUAACUCUGUCAGAUAUGACCUCACCCUGUGCGAGGAGGCCUGCCGUGUUGAUCAUGUUUGUGCCAUCAGGGAAGUCGAUUUUACAAAAUACAAUGAGUGUGUUAAAACCAGCAGCUCGGCCUCUGCCAUCACCAGU
Balearica regulorum gibbericeps (East African grey crowned-crane) is the source of this 1086-nucleotide messenger RNA. Lineage: Eukaryota; Metazoa; Chordata; Aves; Gruiformes; Gruidae. The record is from RefSeq and is a predicted model, not a curated record.